Caenorhabditis elegans is the source of this 1808-nucleotide messenger RNA. RefSeq names its product Trimethylguanosine synthase (gene tgs-1). Bases 1 to 1701 code for a protein of 566 amino acids. Gene Ontology annotation, biological process: 7-methylguanosine cap hypermethylation. Gene Ontology annotation, molecular function: methyltransferase activity. The record is from RefSeq and is marked reviewed. Lineage: Eukaryota; Metazoa; Nematoda; Chromadorea; Rhabditida; Rhabditidae. Gene Ontology annotation, cellular component: Cajal body; nucleolus; cytoplasm. The transcript has 8 exons.
AUGUCAUCGGAAAGUGUCAGCGAGGAGCAGAGUGAUUAUCAAUGGCCUUGGUGUCUAAUGGGACAUUUUGGAAUACAAUUUUUGGAGACUGACAACUCGGAGUCUUUUGUUGAGGGAGAUUUGUCCAGAGCCUAUAUAAAAGACUACGAGCUUCUUAAAGCAAGUAAACGGCCAAGAGAAGAAAAAUCACCUGAGAAACUACUUCAAGAAGAGAUGGACGAGAUCAGCCUGAAGGAAAUUGAUACAGAACCGAAUGGAGAAGAAAAACUACUCGACGAGAGAGAUACACCAUACGAGGUUCUACCAAAGUGGACUUGUGAUAAGCGGAAAAUGAAAAAAAAGAAAGAAAAGGGCAGGUACAACUAUCGGUCUUUCGAAGAAUAUUGGGAUGUUUCGAGCUACUGGUUGCACCAAAUUACGUGGCUUAAUGAUUUCGGAAAUCAAAUGACGGAGGAAAAUCGGAAUGAGCUGACGAAACAAUGUGAAGUGAUGAAACCAAUUUAUCCCAUUGAUCAGCAUAAGGAUAUUCUGGAAAACCCAGACUAUCAACAGAUCACCAAGACAAUGAUUGAGAAAAAUCCCGAAUCGACCUUUGAGGAUAUUUACACGAAACAUUGUAAACUGAUCAAGAAGCAAUCUGAAAAUGAUUUUCAUGAUUUUCAAACGAAAUUUGUCGCAAAUCGGUGCAAGGAUAUGCUAUCUAGAAUCAAACGACUUGGUUAUGCUCCAGGUUUUGAAGAAUCUCAACUACCUGUCUUCCAUAGUGGAGCUGAACAAGAGAUCGAGAGACCAAUUAUAAAAGAUAUCAGAUACACGAUUGACGAGUCUUACUCCAAAAAAUUCUGUGGCGCCGAUCCUCGAGAUGAAACUUCAGAUGAACCUUCAACUUCCGAAGAAUCACAAUCUGCUGAUGUUUCGUCUGCAGUUAUAUCAAUCAAAAAUCCUGCAGAAAUUCGAUUUAACUUCGAUCCCGAAACUGAGCAGCACUUGAUUGCAUCUAAUGCUGAAAAGUUGUAUGCAAAUGAUCCAGAGAUCAGCAAGUAUUACUAUCAACGUUAUCGUUUAUUUUCUCGUCUCGACCAGGGGAUCAUUAUGGAUCGAGAAGGAUGGUUCUCAGUUACACCUGAAGCAAUUGCUGAACAUAUUGCUGAUAGAGUAGUUCGUAACAAUGUUUCUGUUGUUGUCGAUGCAUUCACUGGAGUUGGAGGAAAUGCUAUUCAAUUUGCACUUCGUGGAGCUCAUGUAAUUGCUAUCGACAUGGAUCCUGUUCGACUUAAGUGUGCACGAGAAAAUGCACGCGUAUACGGAGUCGAAAACUACAUCGACUUCAUCUGUGCUGACUUUUUCGAUGUCGCUGCCACGUGGCAAGCUGAUAAAAAACUUGCUCCAAAAGUAGAUGCGGUCUUUCUGAGCCCACCGUGGGGAGGCCCGUCAUAUUUGAAAGCCAAGGAGUUUGACCUUGCAACUGGAUGCUGCCCAAAUGGAAUUGAUAUUUUUGAUGUUUCAUUGAAGAUUUGUCCGAAUAUUGCAUAUUUUCUGCCAAGAAAUACAAAAGUUAGCCAGCUCGUCGAGCUAGCUACCAAAGCAAAAAGUCGCAUGGAAAUCGAACAAUCUGCUUUGAAUUCUAAAAUCAAAACCAUCACAGUCUAUUAUGGAAAACUGGCAUAUCGCGAGGAAUUAUCAAAUUCAAGCAAAACCUAAAUUUUUAAAUAUUGCAUUUUGUUGUUCCAGGUCGUUAAACUGUUCUCAUCUAUUGUUGUGUUUCCGUGUUUUUACUUAUCAAAAUGAAAAUGUUAUGCUUUAAAAUC